This is a messenger RNA of Durusdinium trenchii, 1970 nucleotides long. The record is from the annotation of a GenBank genome assembly. NCBI's taxonomy places the organism in Eukaryota, Dinophyceae, Suessiales, Symbiodiniaceae.
AUGCGGAUGCCGAUGUUGGAUGCCGGCGACCUCCUCAGGGAGCUUGAGUACGAGAAGAGAUUCGAGUCAAUCCACAGCUUCGCCCCAGAGCUUUCCCCCAAGACCAGGGAACUGGCUGAGUUGAAAGCAGUGCGGAACACCCAGGUGGGUGCCACCCAAACGGCGCGCAUCGCGCAGCUCUACAAGGAUCACCACCGGAGGCACUCCGUGCACAAGAAUGUCUCUGUGAAGGCGGAAGAUGUUGACGGAAGCAACAAGAGCAAAGCCCUGGAGUCCUCUCAGAAGCUCUUCGAGGACGCUCAGAAGCGUGCGGAGCGCUUGCAACAGAAGUGUGAAGCAGUGCUCCAGAAGGAGCUCGAGGCGUUUCAGAAGGAUUGCAUCCACAAGGCGGUGGCUUCACCUCCUGAGUUUGGGGAACGCCUUCACCAGGAGGCGAAGAAGCGCGGCGUGCGGCUGCAGCGGAAGCGGAAGGAGGUACUCUGGAGCCAACCGCCCGAUGACUACUUGGCACGUGGCGUUCUGGUGUGCGAGGAGGGUGAGUGGAAAGUGCACACAGAGGUCUUGGACAGCAACAACUCCGCAGUGCCCUUGGAGGAGUGGCAAAGCACGGCCAUCGCCUGGGCGUUGGCGAAGGAGUUCGCGAACACUUCGGUGAUCCCCGGGUGCGGAGGGGCAAGUGACCCCCGACGUCACGUCACCCGACGGGGCAAGAGUCGACCUGCGGUGCAUUGUCAGGCGGAUUCGAUUACCUCGGUGGCCGCGGACAUCCGUGAUGGGCACUUCAUCGACCGACUCUUCCAGUCGCUCUACGUGGUCUCCCCCCGCAGGUGGACGCUCCGCGGGAUCAAUGUAGGAGCUGGCAUUGAUUACUAUCCUGUUUGCCUAGGAGAAGAUACCUACUGCAAUCAAGAUGACCCACUGGAUCUCUGGCUUCGUUCAGAAGCCAUGCAGGCGCUCUUCGUGGAUGCAGACAGCUAUCGGCUACAGCAAGCCAUGAAGAAGGUCACUGCUCAGCGGUCCAACGUGGAGGACCUGGAGCUCGUGACCUUGGACCGAGCCCUGUCGCCUGUGGACGUGGAGGCCGGCCUUUUGGAUGAGCUUUUACUCGACAUCUACGAGGGCCAAGUGGAUAUCAUCAAGAUUGAUAUCGACUCCUAUGAUUGUGCCUUGCUCAGGGCCUUGCUCGAGAAGGUGAGGUCCUAUGUCUUGGUGUUGGAAUCCCAGCCCCUGAUUCCACCUCCCUACAAAUUUGCCAGGGCCUACAACCCCAAGGAUCCGUUGGAGCAAGGCCUCAUUGGUUGCUCCUUAUCCUACCAGCUACGCAUGCUGGAGCCAGAAUAUAUGCUCUUGAUCUACUCGGAGCAUGAUACGGUUUUCGUUCACAAAGAUCUGGCGGCAGAUUUGGAGACACUCCCUCCAGGGCGGCUGUUUCCCUGGACACGCUACCCCUUGCGCUUUCCCGUCGAUGAGCACGACUGCUUCCGUCGCAGCCGCUUCUUGCACGAUGUGGAUGCAGCCGAUCGGAGCUUGGGGCACAAGCAGACAGGCGAGCGGCGGUUGUCGCCGCCGGAGAUUCCCCUGGCCGCGCUGCGCGACUGGCGGAGCUCCACCCGGCCGCGCUCGAGCACCCUGGAGUACAUUUGGGGCAACAUCACUGCUACCAAGACCUCGGAGGAUGUGCUGCAGCAUGUGCGAUACCUCUUAGACCUUUAGCGUCGACCAGUCCAGGAACGAAGAGGAGAUGUUUUGACCAUCCGCGCACCGGUGAUCCAUGGUGAUCCUCCGUUUCACGCAUCGGCGUCAGAACGCCGCUUCGACCACCGCGUUCCCGGCACGUUCCGGUCGCCGAGGCGCGCUGAGGCGCCGUGCGUUCCACCCGUUCCAGCGGCCGGCCGCAGGUGAAUGGUGCCGGAGACGUCGAAGAAAGACGAUCGGGUGGAAUCCACUACUUGCAAUCCAUGGGAUUGGAA